This is a messenger RNA of Onthophagus taurus, 805 nucleotides long. RefSeq lists its product as uncharacterized. NCBI's taxonomy places the organism in Eukaryota, Metazoa, Arthropoda, Insecta, Coleoptera, Scarabaeidae. The record is from RefSeq and is a predicted model, not a curated record. Gene Ontology annotation, molecular function: lysozyme activity.
GAUUCAGAAGAGUUAUUAUAUAAAAGUUCAAAGAAAAAUAUCCAAGAGUGUAGUUAAAUCUUUGCUUAAUGUUUUUCUUAUUAGGUGAUUACCACCUAACAUUAUGACCUUUUUAUCUAUAACUUAUUAAUAAAUAAUCAAUAAGUAUAUAAGAGAACAACCAAUAUCUUUAACUCAAAUUCAAAUUCGUAUGUAAGAGAAUCAACAUGAAGAUUUAUAUUGUUUUACAAUUGACAAUCAUUUUCGUGACAAUCCAUUUUUCCACACAAUUAGAAAAUCUAUUAGAUUCGCCCGUGCGUAAAUGUAUAGAAUGUGUUUGUCAUGCGAGAACUGGUUGUUUUAAUCGGAUGACAUGCGCCAGUUACUCAAUAAGUAUGAAUUAUUGGCAUGAAGCGGGUUCUCCGACUUUAAACGUAAACGAUCCAGCAAAUACAGCGUCAUACAAUGCUUGUAUGAGAGACGAAAAUUGUAUUUUGAAUACCAUCAAAUUAUACACCGAUAGAUAUGAAAAACCGGAAUGUGAUUGUAAUGACGUUUACGAUUGUAGAGAUAUGUUAAUGAUUCAUUUGAAUGGCCAAAAUUGUAACAAAGUAAUAAGCAAUGAUGUUAGGUCAAGAUAUAAUAAAUGCGCCCAAGAUAAUGGAUUACAACGUAUCGUAACAGACAGUAGAUGUAGGCCUGACCCACAAUAAAUGUAUUGCAUUUAGAUUAUGCAAAUUUAUUUGUUGUUGAUUUGACAAUUUGAUGGUUUUGUUAAUAUUUUAAAAUAAAAUCUUUAAUUGAUUGUUUAAAAUAUAUACUGCAG